Molecule: messenger RNA, 2688 nt
Organism: Cyphellophora attinorum
Lineage: Eukaryota; Fungi; Ascomycota; Eurotiomycetes; Chaetothyriales; Cyphellophoraceae
Exons: 1
Coding region: 1-2688 (895 amino acids)
Molecular function (GO): protein binding
Source: RefSeq, a predicted model, not a curated record
AUGUCACGACUCACCGUCUACAGUCUUCUCCUUCUGGUGUCCUACGUCACUGCGGCACCAGGCGUCGAACAGAACUACACGAUAUGUAAUUGGGCCCGACUUCGAGCUGGUAUUGUUCGAGACGCAAUCUAUCUCGAUGGCGGCCUGCUAUGGUGGCAGACGGCCUUUGUCGACGGGUCUACACCAGUCGUCAGCAGCAAUGGUGGCGUAUCAGGCGAGCUGUACAGGCUCAAUCUUUCCCAGCCAUUCGAAACAAGCACAACAAAUCUUUCCGCACUACUCGAGCCUAUGCCGAAAGCCGGUGGUCAGGGCAACAACAUUGCCCCAAACUACAUCGAUGGCACCAUGAUGACGAAUGAUGGUGAAUUAUACCUGUACGGAGGGCUUCCACAUUUGACAAAUUCGACCUCGGGCCAAAGUGAAGAGUCUGUCCUAGGGUAUGAGGCAUUCCAGUACGGUGCUACGAGAGAGAGCUGGACGCCAGGCUUCUACCAAGGGUCACUCGGCACGAACGUGAGCAGAUACAUCACUAAUGGCGCUGGAGCUUCCGCACCAAGUGAAAACCUUGGCUAUUACUUCAGUGGCAUGCGCGGUGCAGACUGGGGAGAGAUUCACUAUGAGGACGCUUCCGCUACUAUUCCUGCUAACACGUUAAUUGAAGUGGAUAUGUCGACGAUGAGGAGUGAGAAGUGGACCAACUUCACGCUACCUGACGACAUCGUCCCGCGAGCCAAUGCUGAGUUGGUGUGGCUACCGGUCUCACAGCGUGGUGUACUUCUUGCGAUUGGAGGUGUGACUGAGCCUGAGGAAAUAUAUCCUGCUGGUCUCAAUGAUUCUCAACUAGCGAGAUCGAAAGCCAUCAGUCCUUCAUUCAUGGAGAGCAUACCUAUAUACGACAUCGAAUCCGAGAAGUGGUAUACACAGAACAUUUCUGGGACCGAAAAGCCACCUCAGCUGACGCAAUUCUGCUCAGUCCUGGCCACAGAGGAGGAUUCUUCGACUUGGAACAUUUACAUCUACGGCGGGUAUAAUGGCAUUGACGCCAGUAAUGGUCCUUCGGACGAUGUCUGGGUGCUGAGCUUGCCUUCUUUCACCUGGACAAAAGUGUACGAAGGAACGCCGUCGCAUGGCCGAAGUGGUCAUCAUUGUAUCUCACCCUACCCAGACAAGAUGUUCGUCAUCGGUGGAGUCCAUCAAAGUCAAGCUGAGUGUGUUGAAGAUGGCUUCAUUCAGGUCUUCGACCUCAACACGUUGACAUUUACCAACGAAUACCACCCCGACCAAUGGCAGCCGUACAACCAGUCUGAGAAGAUCUCCACCACAAGUCGUCGCUUCGUGAAGCGACAAGCUCAGUGGUCGAGUCCCGCUCUGGAAAGCAUAUUCUCGACCAAGUACACACGCGAGAUACCACAGUAUUAUCCGUACAAGUCCGCUGCGCCCGCAGGCAACGGGUCUACAGGAACGCAAUCCUCUGGCUCGUCAACGAACAAAGUGGCUAUCGCUGUCGGCGUAUCCAUUGGGGUGCUUGUCGUGGGCCUGGCGCUCCUGCUGAUCCUACUGCUCCGCCGAAAAGGCAUGCUACGAUCAAGAUCCAGCAUGAGCAGCCGCACCAAGCGAAGCAGAAUAUCAAAUUGGCUCACUGGGACUAAAGAGUCUACCUCUCCCCACCACAAGAGCUUCAACAGUUCCACCUCCGAACUCGAUGGCGACCUGGUACAGCAAUACUCGAGCGCAUCAGCAGUCGUAUCCUCGGAAUCCUCCUCUCACAACUCUCAUACACCUCUAGCACCAGCCGAGCGACCGCACAGAGUUCCGCAAGAAAUGGCAGCAAUUGACCGGCCCCGCGCGCCCUUUGAACUUGCCACACCAUACAACAACCAAUCACAUCCGCGCCAUUCCAAUGCCGUCGAUUAUGCCUACGACAAUGCAAAAGGCCACUCGUCGCGCUCCACCUCGUCAGAGUAUCUGAAGAACCCAGCUGUCCACGACCGACAGAUCCGAGACUCACGAGCAUCCGUGGAUCUCGCCGAUGCUGCACGCUCUACAACCUCCUCCGAGGAGUCCGGCUCAACGACAGCAUGGCCACUACCAAAAUCGCGGCCCAUCUGGGAGCGAUCGCCAUCGACAAUAUCCAACAACGCUGAGCCCACCGACCACUUACUGCCACCGGCAGCAACAGUCCCAGCAAUCCCACGGCAAUACCGCUCCCUUAGUAACGACGCCACACCCUCGCGCCUUCGUCCCGUGCUUCCCGACACCCAGCCCAGCAACUCCAACUCUAACUCAUCCUCGAACCCAUCGAGCCAAAGCAAGGACAUCUCGAGCAUGAGCUCCGCCCCCGACCACGUCGUUAGCCCGAUCCGUGAGUCCUCGCACACGGACGAUGACCUCUGGGAGUCUGCCCCUCCCAACAGCAGCCGGCAUUCCCAUGCAUGGACAGCAGAUUCAAACCCACAACGACAGAGUCUCAUGGACUCGAUGGUCAGCCCGAUCACGCCCGACGAACCGCAUGGGCCUGGAAGGUACCAUACCUGGGAGCGAGAGGAGCCUCCGAAGUUGGCGGACGUAGUGGAGGAGCAGCCGCGACGGUACAAAAGCUGGCAAGAUCCUCCGCCAAAGAUAGCGGAGGAGCAGCCGCGGCGGAGCAGUGAGAACGAGGGGCGGGAGAAUUGGUGGGGAGGGAGGUGA